CGCUGGGUCGAAUCGUUACCAAUAUUUGACGUUUAUGUAAUCGCCUCCAGCCACGUGCGGAUCCGUGUCAAUCGUUCGGUAAACGCGGAUAAGUCGAGAGAUAAGUGGCUCGACUGGAAGCGGUUAAUCGAAUUAUGUUUGUCUCUGUUUUGGUGAUUAGCCGGUCGGAGGCGCCUUAUAAAGCGACAAUGAAAAUAAACGCUUAAUUAGUGCAUCGAUCGUAGCUGGCCACCCAUCGACGUCGAUCUCUCUCGGUUUUGUUACGCGAAUCAUUUCCGGGGGAAUCGCAUCCUUUGAGAAUUUCGAAAGACACGGAUUCGAUCGGAUGGGACGGAAAUCAUUUUGACUGGGGUAAUUCUUAAUAUUCGGCAAAUAGGUACCUUCACGACUCGAGAGGGAAACUCGAAGCACGAGUCUUGAACUCGGAAAUUGUUUGUCGAAGUGACUCGCGACACUCCAGGUUAUCGCGGCUCUCUAAAUACUCGGCGCCAGUUUUUUUCUUCUUUUUCUCGAAAAGCAAGUAAUCGUCGCCGAUCGGCUCGGUGACCCAGGGCACGCAGAAAUCACGAGCACGCCGAUUCGUAAAUAUAGGACGCCCGCCAUUCCACCGGAUUCAACCCGACCGAGAUAAAGUAGCAGACUGACUGUCUAACGAGGCUCAAAUCGUUCUUCCCGUGUUUAUCAGCCGACUCGUGGGGGCUCCCCCAAAUUCAAAUUUGGAACAAGAAGCUCUAAAAAAAAAUGUUAAAAUCCAAGGGAGUCGCGGAGAAGGCGAAAUGUCGAAAGUUGCGAAGAGCCGAAGCUUCGGGGGCAGAAACUGGUGAAAUUUUCAGCUUGGUCUCGAGAUUACGACCACGUGGUUCCACGUUAGGCCGGAGGUACUAAAACGACACCGUGGAAAUUUGCGACAAUGGCGGCCUCAACUCUUCUGGGAACGAUAAACCCUUGGUAGUCUUUGCCCCGGAGUGCGAGAACUCAUUAACCGUUCGCAGAGUGGGGACUAGCCUCGAGAUGGUGAACACCGUUUUGGUCCAUUCGGCGGUAGUCCGGUAUUCGAUCGAGAGCUGAUCGCUUCCGAAGCCAUCGCGGUAUUUUCGGACAUCGAGAACAGUGUUUUCGAGAUCUCGAUCCGGGACCGAAUCCGAGGACCCUCCUCCCGACGUCCAUGGACGUCCCCAGGGCUUCCCUCGACAUUUGCCGAACGAGAAGCCCCUGGGAUCUCCGAGUCCUCCGAUAGCGUGAGUAUCUCCCACGAAUUGGAAUUUUCCCAAUCGAAUGAGUCGAAGAUCUCCAAGGGGGACUUCCGACUAAAGAAACUCGCAACGUCUAGGAUCAAACAGAAAGCCUAACGAGUGGGUACCGAGGGGAGAUUUGUGAAUCCGGCACUGGGUACAGUGUUUACAUAUUUAUGCGAAUUUAGGACGACGCGAAAGUAGUUCCAGCUCAAUCGGAAUAAAUCGUAUUAUCGGUUCAAAAUCGAGACCUUCGAUUCGAUACCCGAACUGGGGUUGAUAUAAAACUAAAUAAAUUUACCAUAAAUCUCAAUCCCCGUCGUUGGGUAAAGAGUGAAGUGCGAUGAUCCGGUUUGAAGUGCAGAACGAGAUAAUCGCUGCAGACUGGCACGCUUUGUUAUUCGUUACGUCCCGGCACAUCAAUCGAGGAGUAAACAGAUGAAUCCGUAGUAAACUGAGGAAAACUCUGGGAAAGCGUUGUCCGGGUCGGGAAAAUUUUCGGAUCCCGAGAGACCUCAACGGAGAAAAUCGCAAGAUAAUGUUCAGGACGACAGUCGAGAUUCUAUUCUCCAGUCGAUGAUAGUUUCGAUUCGCUGAACGAGAUGCAGGCCAUAGUGACCGUUUACGUGCUCGCCCUGAUCGCCGGGAAUAUUCUGUGUUCCGCUCAUCCUGCACGAAGACCAGUGUGCGAGGGUUGCGGCGACGAGUGCGACAAAUGCGAAUUCGGCGUUACCAAGUCCGCCCUCUGCGGCAUCUCGGAAUGUCGGAAGGGUCCAGGAGAAGUCUGCGGGGGGCCCAGCAACUCCUGGGGCAUCUGCGGGGACGGACUGAUCUGCAGCUGCAACAGAUGCGCCGGAUGCAGCAUCGACUCUCUGGUGUGCUUCACGAACAUGACUUGCCUGCCUCAUCAGAGCCUCGAGUCCCGACACAUGGAUUUCCUGAAUCGACUCGCCUUCAAGUAAACUGAAGAGACGCAAGUCGACUCCGCGCCUGCAUUCCUAUUUAUUCCAUUCCAUGAAGAGAUCUCACUAGGUAGCCGAUCAAAUAAUUGUGACCCUAAGUCGCUCAUAUUAUUUUCCUUUUUAUAUUACCGCCGCUAGGUAAAUUAUUCGUUAGUUAAGUCGCUUCGAGCACUCCGCGUGUUUGGCUGUGAGUCGCAUCGUUUCCCCCCCUUUCAUUUUUCUACCCAUUAAAUCGCGUAACCUUAAUUUCCUCUCCAAAUCACGAGCAAUCGGAGGCUGAGUGUGUAGUGCGAGGUAAGCGAGGGAAGUUCCGGUUUUUAUUUUUUUUUUAUUUUAUUUGAUACGACUCGACGUAGAAACCGCAAAUUCGAUGGGCUGAAAAUCAGAAUUCUGGUUAAUAUAGGGACGAGUGAAUUUUACGUUUGCUCGAUGUUGGUUCGAGGUUGACCUUUCCUCGAGACAUGUUCUUGGGUAUCCUUGGAAUCUUUUAACACUGAAUUUGUGGAGUCGAAUUGAGAUGAUUCGCCGUCUCGUUGUCGGUGGGGAAGAUCAGGAGGUAGACAUAGCCUGUAAUUGCGAGAAUCUGCGAUGUAUUAGACGUAGACGAUUCAGUAUUCCGCGGACCAGAGGGUCCUUUUAACGUCCCGUGUACUUCCUCCCUUGUGAUUAGCAUGUUUAAGUCCUAGUCAACCAGUAUGCAUUUUUUAUCGACGCUUGAAAGAUCUCUCGGCCAGGCGAUAGUCGUGCGACCGUUUUUCGUUUAAGUAUUCACGAUGCGCUAUUGUGUGACCCAUGCCGAUCAAUCGAAAGAAAUAAAUCUUGAGAUAAGAACAGUGGAUCCUUAAAAAAAUCUUCGAUUAAUCCCCCGCCCCGAUUCCAAGAGGAUAACGAUAUUAAAAUUCGUUUAUAGCGAUGCAUCUUCUCGAGUUGGCCGACUAACAAAUGAUUCGUUUGCCUUUAAAUCGCCCGGUGCUGCUAUCGAGCAAUUUAAUGAACAAGCUCGGAUAAAGGAUUCCUUUUAGCUCGAUCGGAAUUGCAGUGCGCGCGUUUAGCGUUGUUACCCACUCGCUGGAAUUUAAAUUAGUACUCGAUAGUUUACGCAAUCAGCAGUUGAUAAUGGCCGAGCAUCCGACAAAUCUGGAACAAGGUUUGAAUAGUUUUACUUGACAAAAGACACCGUGCCGCGCCAAGAAACUGAAAUACCCGCAAGUGCGAUUGCUCAAACGACGUAUUUGAACGUUCAGAUUUCAAGACCGGUCAAUUUUGGGGAGCGAAGGGUUAUGCCCUCAGGAAAUCACCUAAUCGUUGCCACAAUUUUAAGGCCGACCGUCCCUUGUUACCGAAUCGCAUUUUUUUUUAUCGUACGAUAUCAACGGCAAUAGGUUUUCAAGGAAGG
Messenger RNA from Orussus abietinus, 3590 nucleotides. RefSeq names its product neuroparsin-A (gene Qbp-1). The record is from RefSeq and is a predicted model, not a curated record. NCBI's taxonomy places the organism in Eukaryota, Metazoa, Arthropoda, Insecta, Hymenoptera, Orussidae. The transcript is spliced from 4 exons. The coding region runs from base 1835 to 2194 and encodes 119 amino acids.